CACUCAACAUCUGAGCACCCUGUCAUCUACUGGGUCCCUAACACUGUGCACCCCAAUAUCUCCACGUUCUAGGCAGAGCACAGUCUGGUGCAGGUGCAAUUGUCUCUAGCAUUGAGCAAUUGGUAAUCAGUACCCCCACCCUGUUCUCAAUUACUCAGAGACAAAAAAAGCCUGCAAAAGACCACUGCUAAUUCACCUGCUAGAGAAACCAGGGAAAUAGGACGCCCUCCCAAGUGUGGUAAAGUGUGGAGGACCCCUAGGAGUACUUGGUAAAAGAUAGCCAUGAAAAAUCAAUCUAAGUUACCACAUUACACAGCCCAAAGCAGCCCCGCAAUGGGUAUGUUUAAUACCUCCAUGGGGAAACUGCAACAACAACUGUAUAAGGGGGAAUAUACGAUAUUCAAGUAUGCCCCAAUGUUUGAGAGUGACUUUAUACAGGUCAGCAAAAAAGGAGAAGUGAUCGACGUGCACAACCGUGCCCGAAUGGUGACUGUGGGCAUUGUUCGCACAAGCCCCCACCUUACACUACCUGAUGUCAUGUUGCUGGCCCGACCAGCUGCUAUCUGUGAUGACUAUAACAGACAUGGUCCUGCCACCCAAGAAAAAGGUUAUAAGCCUACACAGAUCUUAGAGCUAACCAGACUGUUUCCCUUGAAGUUUGUAACAAUAUCCAUCCAUAAUGGUAAAAAACAACAGCUCCGCCUGAAGCUUGCCACUGGCCGCUCUUUUUACCUUCAGCUGUGUCCUCCUUCUAAUACAAAAGAUCUUUUCGUUUACUGGGAAAACCUUGUUUACAUUCUGAGACCACCAGUAGAGGCUUACAGUGGUUCCCAGGCUAUCCCAGUUGGAGACACGCUGGACAUAACUGGGUUUGAAGAAGAGGACAAUAGCCCAGAGGCAAAUGUCAUUCAUUUCUAUGGAAGGGAUCAAGAUCAAGUUGACAUCAGGAGUCUUCACAUGAACCAUGAAUUGUUUGGGACCACCUCUUAUGGUUAUGCUGGGGAGGAAUGAAUUCAUCAUGCCUCCCACACUUAACUGCAUUCAAGAGUUCACACACUUCUGCAGUCACAAAGCCUACAGUAUCAGAGAAAAGGGCAGGGAUGGUGACAGGAGCAGCCUU
Lontra canadensis (Northern American river otter) is the source of this 1120-nucleotide messenger RNA. RefSeq names its product family with sequence similarity 71 member C (gene GARIN6). Gene Ontology annotation, cellular component: nucleus. Bases 283 to 1011 code for a protein of 242 amino acids. NCBI's taxonomy places the organism in Eukaryota, Metazoa, Chordata, Mammalia, Carnivora, Mustelidae. The record is from RefSeq and is a predicted model, not a curated record. The transcript is spliced from 2 exons.